This is a messenger RNA of Rotaria sp. Silwood2, 237 nucleotides long. Lineage: Eukaryota; Metazoa; Rotifera; Eurotatoria; Philodinida; Philodinidae. The record is from the annotation of a GenBank genome assembly.
AUGAGUUUAGAAAAUAUAAAAGAACAAUAUAAUAAUAAAUCUUUAACUUUAAAUAUCGAUCAACAUGAUAAUGAUCGUAAAAGUGAAGAAAUGAAUAUUACCAGAAUUCAAUUAUUAAUUGAAAAAAAAAUUAUAGUUAUUAAAUUAUUAUUAAACAUACGUAAACAACAAGCACCAUUAACAAUUCAUGAUCUAGAUAGUUAUCUCGAAUCAUAUACAAUACCAUGUCGAUUGUGA